Messenger RNA from Suricata suricatta (meerkat), 1124 nucleotides. RefSeq lists its product as uncharacterized. Lineage: Eukaryota; Metazoa; Chordata; Mammalia; Carnivora; Herpestidae. Gene Ontology annotation, molecular function: protein binding. The transcript is spliced from 5 exons. The coding region runs from base 319 to 990 and encodes 223 amino acids. The record is from RefSeq and is a predicted model, not a curated record.
AAUGGUAUCUCACUGGCUUUUGUUUCAGCCCAAAUCACUAAAGUUUGGUACAGCAAGGCAGAACUUUCUGAAAACCAGUGGUUCCAAAUAGACCAGAAGGUUGUGGAUUUAAAAGUUUACAGUAAACUUGGUCAACAGGGUAGUAACAGUUGCUCAAAAGACAAUGGAGGGUGCAGCCAUAUAUGUUUGCCAAAUCCUGAAGGACGGACUUGUAAAUGUCCCAGUGGGUACUACUUGGCUAACAUAAGCAGAUGUAUUGAAGCUGUCCUGUGCUCUGGGCCAUCACGAUCCUGUAAGGAUGGUCAGAAGUGCAUUUCCAUGGAGCAAGUUUGUGAUGGCCAUGCCGACUGUCUGGAUGGAUCUGAUGAAAUGGGCUGUACCUAUCCAGAUAAAACCCAUUCAACACCAACGUCAAAAAAUGUGAAGGCUGGAAAACGGUGGACUCCAAAGGCUGCCCUACCUCUCCAAGCUACUGAGUCUACCAGGGCUAGAUCUCCGGGGCCAGAAGGGAUGAACUACCCUCUCAGAAAAACACUGCUCCCUCCAACUGCUGUUAGUGAAAGCAAGACCUCGAAUACCAAAGGAAAAGGCGAGCCUGUUCAGCCCAAGGACUUACAGAGGGCAAAACAUCUGCCCUGUGGCACCGACUUCUGUAAUGGGCAGGGAGUCUGCACGGUGGUAGGAGAACUGAGAAAGUGCAGCUGUCUGAUGGAAUAUGGUAGAGAGUUCUGUGAAGAGCCAGCACGUGGAUCUGCCCCUGGCCACAUGGCCCUCAGCGUGCCCAUUGCCUUAUCAGUUGUCCUGGUAGCUCUGGGAGCAUUUGUCUAUUUCAGAAAACAACACAAAUUAAAAAGAAAUAAUGCAGCAGCAGCAAGAAAUUUGAGCUGCCAUAAAGAAAAUGGCCAAGAAGAGGAGAAUCUAAUGAAUAGUGAGACUUUUGUCAAUGGAGCCUACGAUGAGCAGGAACUGUUAACUUUACAAACUGACUAACCUGAUUAAAAAAAAGGAGCUGGAACAUCUCAAUAAAAAUGGUUUAUACAUCGUAUUGUGUGUCUGACUUCGGCUCAAGUCAUGAUCUCACAGUUCAUGCGUUCGAGCCCCAUGUCAGGCUGUGUGCUGACAGC